Molecule: messenger RNA, 1299 nt
Organism: Colletotrichum orchidophilum
Lineage: Eukaryota; Fungi; Ascomycota; Sordariomycetes; Glomerellales; Glomerellaceae
Exons: 6
Coding region: 1-1299 (432 amino acids)
Source: RefSeq, a predicted model, not a curated record
AUGUCUGAGUUUUCGACAGAAGCUUUCACGCUUCUUGGCGUGGCCAUCGCCGUCAUCUUCUUGAGGACCUAUGCGCGCAUCAACGCCGUUGGCUUCAAGCAUCUGCAGGCAGAUGACUACCUCAUGCUGCUUAUUGUGAUUACAUACUCAGCCGAGACUGCUUUGGCGUACAGCGUAGGGGCGCUUUGGAAGGGGCUCGCCAACAACGGCAUGACGGACGAGGAGCGGAAGAGCCUGGACCCAACGAGCGAAGAAUAUUUAACAAGGGUGAACGGAUCAAAGACACAAAUCGCGGGAUGGAUCACUUACAGCUGCUUGGUCCUCUGGCCUGCCAAAGCUGCCAUGUGCACUUUUUACGUGCGCCUCACCGAGGGAUUGCAUAACUUUCGCAAACGAAUCAUCGCGGGAUUCGUUUUUAUUGCGGUAACGUGGCUGGCGGUGUUUCUGUCCAUCAUCUUCAGUUGCGUCCCGAUGCACAAAAAUUGGCAAAUCUAUCCGGACCCGGGCAACUUUUGCCAGCCGGCCAUCUCGAAGGUCAAUAUCCUCGUCACCGUCUCCCUCAAUGUGAUUACAGAUCUCUACCUGCUCAGCAUACCGAUCCCGAUGCUCUUGGGCGCUAGGCUACCCUUGCGACAGAAAAUCGGUCUCGUUGUGCUAUUUUCGGGAGGCAUCUUCGUGACCAUGGCCGGUAUCCUCCGCUGCGUGCUCAUCAUUACGAAUCCCGUCACAGGCGCGCAGCAAGCAGGUUCCUGGGCCGUCCGCGAGACGUUUGUCGCAAUCGUCACCACCAACAUGCCGGUGGUCUUCCCCCUGCUCCGCCGCUGGCUUACACCCAUCGUCGGAUCCAUCUCGAGUACCCUGUCACGAGGCGGCACCAGUAACAGAUACGACAACAAGAACAAUAAUAAGAGAUCCAACCUACCGGCACCAGGGAGUAUCAUGCUUGGAAGUGUGGGUGAGGGCAGCAGCAACAGAAAGAAGAGCCGGCCGCCGUAUAGUCAGUACCCGAUCACAGAAUUCACCGUGUCCGGGAGCGAGGAGCACCUGAACAAGUCACCGCCGUUGCCGGGAGGCAUCAGCAAGAACGUGGAGAUACAUAUCGAGGAGUCGAAACGGGCUGGUGAAAGGGAUACAUCGAGCACAGACAGCAAUAUGGAAGGCCGAGACAUGAGCUUCACGGUCGAGGUGAGUGGAGCCGACGAGAGCAGAUCAAAAGCGACGAGGAGUAAGAGUUAUCGAGAAAAUAUGAGAUCUACCUUUUCGGUAGGUGGUAAUAGAAAAAGCGACAGCGUUGUAUAA